CUUAGCUUCUCUCCGGACAUCGAUUUGUGUGGGUAGCCGAAUUAGGAGUGGUUGGAUGCUUUAACAAACAUUGUUUUGGAGGAAUUGGACAGAGUUCCCACAUGUAAGGCUAAGAGGGGCAGCAGCAGGGCUCUGACGAGUCAUGACGGACUUCUGGUUGAUAUCUGUUCCACUGGACAAGACCAGCUUUCAGAGUCUGGAAAAACUCAAAAACACUGUGGCCAAAACUAAUUUGGCUUCCAGUUUCAAGUUCCCCAUCCCAGAGUUAAAGGUUGGUACAUUGGAUAUCCUCCUUGGUGUGUCUGAUGACCUUUCCAGACUGGACACCCAAGCUGAAAGUGUUAUGCGCAAGACAUCCCAGUGUAUGGCACAGGUUAUGGAUCAGUUCAGUGACAAAGUGCUGGAGAAUGCCCUGGCCAAUGGAGUGGAUCUGGUGAGUUAUGUGACAACGUUCCAGUGGGACAGAGCCAAAUACCCCACUGCCCUGCCUCUCAAGAACCUGGCAGACAUCCUCUCCAAGCAAGUAACUCAGGUAGAGACAGAACUGAAAUCUCGGUCUGGGGCAUAUUGCAACGUAAAAGCCAGUCUGGACUGCCUUGAGCGCAAAGCAGAAGGUGGUCUCCAAAUACGCACACUGACAGACAUUUUGAGGAGAGAGGACCUGGUGGACUCACAGUAUCUCACUACUCUGCUGGUGGUGGUGACCAGAGGGAACUAUGUGCAGUGGGAGAGGACCUAUGAAUCCUUGUCAGAAUUUGUGGUGCCUCGAUCCAGCAGGAAAAUAUUUGAGGAGGUAGAGGAAGGGAUUUUCACUGUAACCCUUUUCAAGAAAGCUGUUUAUGAAUUCAAAGCCAAAGCCAAACAGAACAAGUUCAUGGUACGGGAGUUCAGCUUUGACCAGGUUGAGGAGGAGAGACGAGAGAGGAACCGGCUUAGUGUGGACAAGAAGGAACAAUAUGGAAUCUUUGUGCGUUGGCUGAAGGUAAACUUCAGUGAGGUAUUUGUUGCCUGGAUCCAUGUCAAAGCUCUAAGGGUAUUUGUGGAAUCUGUUCUCAGGUAUGGUCUGCCUGUUAGCUUCCAGGCCUUGCUGCUGCAGCCGGGCAAAAAACGUACAAAGAAACUGAGGGAGGAACUGGGUUCCCUUUUCACACAUCUGGACCCAGCAGCAGCGGCCAGCAAGCUUGACGUAAGAGGCCUCUCCUUUAGCAAGCUUUGGAAUGCUCUCCCUUAUCAUGUUGGUGUUGAUAUCCCAGGAGUAAGUGUGGGUCAACAGGAGUACUUCUCCUACAUCUGCUUCCAGAUCAGCGUCAAACUCGUUGACCCCAGUUAAUAGCCAAUGAGGACCCUCGGAGCCUCUAAGAAGGCCCAAUCAUGUUAGCUGUUCGUUUCUCAUAGUUCUCUUGCACUCUCUGGGCUGUUCAUUGUAUUUUAGCACCUGGGAGUGUGUGGAAACAGAAGUGUAGUCAAAGUUUACAUUCCGACUGGAGUGAAUGUUGAGCAGACGGGACAAAUGUUUGAGACAACCUCAUGCAUCAGUAUGGAGUAACAAGCGUAAUUUGCAACUAUCAAGAGGUUGGAAGGGGGGUUCUCCUUGCAUGCAGGGAAGGUUGCAUGCAAAGAAGAGGAUUAUUAGGGACGAACAGCUAACCUGAGGUUGAGCCCUCCAGGAGAUAAUGGUUUGGAAAGCAACUUUUCAGGCUGCAUAUGGACCUGAAUAAAGCCUGGGCACAAAUAUGUCUUCAAGCUCUCUGUAUUGUCAGUAAGAAGAAGUUAAUCAUAUUCAACAUUCUGUAAAUCAGUGGCUGAGGAUGUAGGCAGAGGUUUAUUUUCGACUUCAUGGAUGUCCAUUUUGUUCAUGUCAAGAUGGAAACAAACACAGAAGAUCAUUUUUAAGAACUCUGGUCUACACCCUCUUGCUUUCAAUACCUCAAUGAUUUUGAAAUUGUACAUUUCCGUUUAUGAAAUGUAUUAUCAUAAUUAUUAUAUUGGUUGGCUUCACUUGUAAGGAGCAAGUCUAUGCAUGUGCACUGCUGCAUGUAUACAAUGUAUUGUACCAGGUCAGGGUUUUAAAGGUUGGAACUUACAGAACAGGGGUAGAACAGUCAUAAACUGUAAUCUCACACUAUGUUAACAGGUGGACCUGUUGAGUAGAUUUUUUUUAAACUUUUUCGUGUCAUGCUGAUUUUUGUUUUUUGGAUGGUCGGCAAUGAAUGUGUUUUUUGUAUGGAAAGAUGUUUGAUGUCCUUAAAAUGGAAAUAAAGU
Molecule: messenger RNA, 2262 nt
Organism: Osmerus eperlanus (European smelt)
Lineage: Eukaryota; Metazoa; Chordata; Actinopteri; Osmeriformes; Osmeridae
Gene: atp6v1c2
Product: ATPase H+ transporting V1 subunit C2
Exons: 13
Coding region: 143-1330 (395 amino acids)
Biological process (GO): proton transmembrane transport
Cellular component (GO): vacuolar proton-transporting V-type ATPase, V1 domain; lysosomal membrane
Molecular function (GO): proton-transporting ATPase activity, rotational mechanism
Source: RefSeq, a predicted model, not a curated record